Molecule: messenger RNA, 2410 nt
Organism: Erythranthe guttata (spotted monkey flower)
Lineage: Eukaryota; Viridiplantae; Streptophyta; Magnoliopsida; Lamiales; Phrymaceae
Product: N2,N2-dimethylguanosine tRNA methyltransferase
Biological process (GO): tRNA N2-guanine methylation
Cellular component (GO): nucleus
Molecular function (GO): tRNA (guanine) methyltransferase activity; RNA binding
Source: RefSeq, a predicted model, not a curated record
AAAGAAAAGGAUAAUUCCAAUUAUAACCCUGAGAUGGACACUACAUAAAGAAAGAAAAGCAAAUAGUGAUGACACCAAAAGAGUCUAUUCACACUUCAAAAAACUGCCCUCACAAUUCAACGAAGAAUCUUCACACACAAAACACACACGAGGAAGCAGAACCCUCGUCUCAAGUCUCCGCCUUUUCCACCGCCGCCGCCGACCGCGGCGCCGCGAAGAGCGUAAUAAGAUGUCGGCUCCUGAAGAUAUGGCGGCCUGCGAUGAAAAAAUUGGGGAUGAAGCGAACCACCAGAACGGCGACGCCGUAACGGCGCCGUUCGAUCUCAAUGACUACACCGUAAUCAAGGAAGGGGAGGCUGAGAUUCUAAUGCACGUGAAAAAUGAAGUCUUUUAUAACAGAACCCAGGUUAAUAACAGGGACAUGUCUAUUGCUGUUUUGAGGACAUUUAUGUCGAAACGCAAACAAGAGCACGAAGCAAAGGCGACAAGGAAAAUGAAAGCUGGACCCAAGGUUGCAGUGGAACCUACCGUCGAACCGGAAGCUCUUACAGAUACGGUAAUGGAUGAUGGGACAUCUAACGGUGAAUGUGAAGUCUCUGAAGAGAUAUCUCAAGAUGAACCCUGUAGUAUCUCGGAAGAUCCAACCGCAAAGCAAGAAGGAAAAGGGCGGGGAGAAGUGAAACCACCUCGAGUUUUGGAGGCGCUGUCGGCUUCUGGACUCAGGGCUUUAAGAUAUGCUCGUGAGGUAGAUGGAAUUGGUCAAGUUGUGGCCCUCGACAAUGAUAAGGCGUCUGUUGAAGCCUGCAGGAGAAACAUUAAGUUUAAUGGUUCAGUGGCAUCUGCGAAGGUGGAGUCGCACCUUGCUGAUGCUAGAGUGUACAUGCUUACCCACCCAAAAGAAUUUGAUGUGGUCGAUCUUGAUCCUUAUGGUUCACCAUCUGUUUUCCUGGACUCUGCUGUUCAAUCAGUCGUUGACGGAGGCAUAUUAAUGUGCACAGCUACUGAUAUGGCAGUGCUUUGUGGGGGCAAUGGCGAGGUCUGCUAUUCCAAAUAUGGCUCUUAUCCGUUGAGAGGAAAAUAUUGUCACGAGAUGGCUUUGAGGAUCCUUCUUGCAUGUAUUGAGAGCCAUGCAAACCGGUACAAGCGGUAUAUUGUUCCCGUGCUAUCAGUACAGAUGGAUUUCUAUGUGCGGGUUUUUGUUCGUAUAUAUACUUCUGCUAGUGCGAUGAAGAACACUCCUUUAAAGCUGUCGUAUGUAUAUCAAUGCACUUGCUGUGAUUCUUUUCACCUUCAGCCUAUUGGAAGGACCGUCACUAAGAAUACGAGUGUGAGAUAUCUUCCUGGAUUUGGUCCUGUUGUUGCUCAAGAAUGUAGCGACUGUGGGAAGAAAUACAAUAUGGGUGGGCCCAUUUGGUCUGCUCCAAUCCAUGAUCAAGAAUGGGUUGCCUCCAUUCUAGCAGAUGUAAAGUUGAUUAAGGAUCGCUAUCCUGCUUUCAGUCGGAUUUCUGCUGUAUUAACCACAAUUUCAGAGGAAUUGCCAGAUGUACCACUGUUUCUCAGUUUGCAUAACCUCUGUGCAACGCUAAAAUGCACAUCUCCCUCAGCAGUUAUAUUUCGUUCUGCUGUGAUUAACGCAGGCUAUCGUAUUUCCGGAAGUCACGUAAACCCCCUCGGUCUCAAAACAGAUGCUCCAAUGGAUGUAAUAUGGGAUAUUAUGCGCUGCUGGGUAAAAAACCAUCCCGUGAAAGCUCAGCUGCCCGAUCAAGCUGGAAGCGUAAUCCUUGCAAAGGAACCUGUUCUACAGGCUAAUUUUGCACGAGCUGUAGCUUCGCUGAGUAAGGCACAGGCGAAAAAGGUUGCGAGGUUUCUUCCGAAUCCGGAGAGGCAUUGGGGGCCUAAGCUGAGGGCGGGGCGGCAGAUUACUAGCAAACACGUCUCUCUUUUAGGUGCGGAUGCAGUUAACGCAGUGCAUAACUACCAAGAAGAAGAAGAAGGUGGUGGUGACGAAGAUGAGAGAGAAAGCAAACAGACGAGUACACUUCCAUUGAGCAAUGCACACGGCGCAUGCAUCAAGUAGUCGAUUUUGUUUUUACCUGUUUAAGGCGCAACCCCAGUAUUUUUUUCUUCUUUUUUUUUUUUUCUUUUAUUUUAUAAUUUUGGUUGGUGUUCUUCUUCUCUAUUUUUUUUUUUUGUUUUUUUUUUUAGUGUAAUUGGGGUCUGCAGGUGGACUAUUGUACUAGAUUUGUUCUUUCUUAUAUUUUUUUUUUUUGGUUUUCUUCUACCAUUAUUUAUUGCAAGAGAACGAGGUCAAAUAAAUUUUGUUUUUCAAUUGUUAUAGAUAUUGUAAUCAUCAUUUUGUUUUGGAUUUACAUUUUUAUUGAUGGAGAUUGUUGUAUGACACAAGUAUUAA